CAUUUGUUCUUGUCCAUUUAUUAAAUACAGAGAGGAGGGUUUAUCAAGUCCAACAAACUGGAUCUUGGCCAUCAACAAAACUGAAGUACCUCAAGUACUGAGCAAGCUCUCAAUGGCAGAAUCAUUAGUCGGCAAGACUCUUCUCAAAAGUGAGGCCCUUCAGAAGUACAUCUUUGAUGUCAGUACGAAAGGAAGGGAGCAUGAGCAACUCAAGAAUAUAAGAGAAGCCACAUUUAAAAAAUAUAGCACCAGACUGGUGAUGGCAGUGCCUCCUGAUGAAGGAUUGUUUUUAUCCAUUCUUAUAAAACUAAUGAACGCAAAGAAGACUUUAGAGAUCGGUGUGUUCACCGGUUAUUCUCUUUUAACUACUGCCCUUGCAUUGCCUCGCGAUGGCCAGAUUGUGGCAAUAGAUCCGGAUCGGGAGGCAUACGAGGUUGGUCUGCCAUUCAUUCGCGAGGCUGGUGUGGAGCACAAAAUAAACUUCAUUCAUUCUGAAGCCUUUCCUGCUUUAGCUAAGCUGCAAAAAAAUGGGGAGCAAUUUGAUUUCAUAUUUGUCGAUGCAGACAAGGAUAACUACAAGAAGUACCAUGAUCAAGUGAUUAAAAUGGUGAAGGUUGGAGGUGUUAUCGCCUAUGAUAAUACAUUAUGGCUUGGAACAGUUGCUGGUGAGGAAAAUGGACAUGGCUCUCUUAGCCAGGGGGCUCUUGUUACCCGGGACAAUAUUGUUGAUUUCAACAGCAACCUCGCUUUGGACUCCAGAAUCGAGAUUUCGCAAAUCUCGAUUGGUGAUGGAGUCACCUUGUGCAGGCGCAUCCUCUGAUCAUCCGUGGAUUUGCUAGUCUAAACAUUUUUAUGUCUUUAUUGAUAGGAUUUAUUAAAUGGUAUUAAUGUAGCAAACAAUGAUGUUCGAAUUAUAGAUAGUUCGAAUAUUUUUACUGAAAAAAAUGGUCAUAAGAUUUAUCCGUUUUUA
Messenger RNA from Daucus carota subsp. sativus, 970 nucleotides. RefSeq names its product caffeoyl-CoA O-methyltransferase. NCBI's taxonomy places the organism in Eukaryota, Viridiplantae, Streptophyta, Magnoliopsida, Apiales, Apiaceae. Bases 113 to 820 code for a protein of 235 amino acids. The record is from RefSeq and is a predicted model, not a curated record. The transcript has 5 exons. Gene Ontology annotation, molecular function: S-adenosylmethionine-dependent methyltransferase activity; O-methyltransferase activity.